Messenger RNA from Magnusiomyces paraingens, 879 nucleotides. RefSeq lists its product as uncharacterized. Gene Ontology annotation, biological process: mRNA splicing, via spliceosome. NCBI's taxonomy places the organism in Eukaryota, Fungi, Ascomycota, Dipodascomycetes, Dipodascales, Dipodascaceae. The transcript has 3 exons. Gene Ontology annotation, cellular component: ASAP complex; cytoplasm; nucleoplasm. The record is from RefSeq and is a predicted model, not a curated record. The coding region runs from base 1 to 879 and encodes 292 amino acids. Gene Ontology annotation, molecular function: RNA binding.
AUGCCCAAAACAACUCUCUUCAUUACAGGCUUUAGCAGCGAUGUCAAGGCCCGCGAACUCGCCGCCGAAUUUGAGACAUUUGGCUCUCUCAUUCGCUGUGAUAUUCCACCACCUCGCUCCAAGCCUUAUGCUUUUAUUGAGUACGAGGACUAUCGUGAUGCCCGUGAAGCAUACCGCGACAUGCACGAACGCCGCAUCAAGUCGGGUGAUGUGAUUUUCGUCGAAUGGGCAAAGACCCCCUUCCGCAAGCGCUACAGAUCUCCUCCUCCCAAGCGUCGCCGCUAUGCUUCUUCGCGCUCUCGGUCGCGCUCUAGAUCCCGCUCUCGGUCACGUUCUCCUCGCCGCCGUGGAGACAGAGAUAGAUCUCGGUCGCGUGACCGUGGUAGCGGUGAUCGUGGCAGCAGUGACCGUGAUCGUGAUCGUGAUCGUGGAAGCGGAAGCGGAAGUAGCAGAUACAGAUCGCGCUCGCCUCCCUCACGUCGUGGCAGAGACAGAUCUAGAGAAAGAUCAAGAGACAGAUACAGCCGAUCAUCACGAUACGGUAGCAGAAGCCCGCCCCCACGCCGUGGAGGUAAUGGCAAUGGCAGUGGCAAUGGAAAUGGAAAUGGAGCAGCACGUUCAGGCUCGCAUUCGCGUUCUGCGUCACCCCACUCACCUGCUAGAUCCCCGGCAAGAUCUCCUGCUCGUUCUCCUGUUAGAUCGCCUGUCCAUUCGCCCAGCCAAUCUCCCAAGCGUGAGGACAGUUCUGCUGCUACUACUGCUGCAACUGAUGUCUCUUCUGAUGCUCCAGCCAAGGAUAGUGCUGUUGAGUCUGCAGGCACUGCUUCUGAUGCCCCGGCAGCUGCGGAAUCCAUUGCUGCUGAUGUUUCAGUUGCCUAA